AAGGAAUAGAAAAAAAAAAUAAAAAAAAUUCACAUCUCUAUCUCUUCUACAUGUUUUGUAUACAAGGUAACAACACUACAAUCAUUUCUUUUUUCGUAUUUUCGAUCUACUCUUUCACUUCAUUUGCUAGUUCAUUUACAUUUUGCCUCACUAACAUCUGAACAUUAUAAUUGAUUUCUUGCUUAGAAUGUUCAUACAGUGUAUUCUUGUCCACUUUCUUUUAUUCGAAUUGUCUCUAAAAUUCAUGAAAUUAAGAUUAAGAGGAACAAAACUAAUGUCAAAUAUGUCAUUAAGUGGCUACAUUACAUCAACUUUGCCGAGCAUUCAUUUAUAAAAUGCGCAAUGGAGAUGGUAGUUAUAGAACCAUAAUCAGUCACAAAAAAAUGAAUUUAUUUUUGAGCCGAUUUGAUAUUUUGUGAUUUGUUUGUUUGUGUGUGUUUUAACCAGCAUGAAAAGGAUAUUGGCUUCUUAGUGAUCAAAUUCUAGUUGAUAUUUUUCCUAUUGCACUCCAGGAACAAGAGGUGCUAAGUGUUCAUGUUUUUUCCGUGUUUGAAGGCCUAGAGAGAAAAAAAAAAAGUUAUUUCACUGUCUAUUCCAAGUUCAUUAUGUCCAGAGUCUAAUGAAAUCAAUUUAGCAGUAAAAUAGCUCCAGGAUUAUCCCAUGGAGUAUAAAGAUGGUUUUGUGUCAGAAGAGCACCAAGAAUUACUUAAAUGUGCUACAGAAGGUGUUGAUCCAUCGUCCAUUUCUCCUAUGGAAAUUAAAUCCCCGAGGUCACCCAGAUCACCUCAUGGCAAGCGGAGUCCUAAGAAGGGGCAACUAGUCAAGCAUGACAAGCAUUCGCAUAACGGACGAGAUGGCCGUCCAAAGAAGGGUGGCUCAGGUGGCAAGGGGACUUGGGGUGGAAUGCUUGACAUAGACACAGAUCCUCAUCUUGACCCAAGUGAUCCAAAUUACGACAGCAAUGAGGAAAAGAACCGGCUUGCUGACACUAAAACAUUAUCAAAUAUUGACGAGUUUAAGAAGAAAGCUACAGUCAUAAUCGAGGAAUACUUCACUACUGAUGAUAUCAUAUCAGCUGCAAAUGAAUUAAGAGAUUUAGGCCAGCCACCUUACCAUUACUAUUUUGUGAAGAAGUUGGUGUCCAUGGCCAUGGAUAGGCAUGACAAAGAGAGAGAAAUGGCUGCCGUUCUGCUGUCAACUCUUUAUGUUGAAGUGAUUGAACCAUCGCAUAUUUAUCUUGGUUUCAGCAAGCUAGUUGAAUCCUCUGAUGAUUUGUACGUGGACAUACCUGAUGCGGUGGAUAUCCUUGCGCUCUUCAUUGCUCGGGCUGUAGUUGAUGACAUUCUUCCUCCAGCUUUCUUAACCAAACAGCUGAACUCCUUACCUGAAGGUUCAAAAGGAAUUGAAGUAAUAAAGAGAGCAGAGAAGGGAUACCUGUCAGCGCCAUUACAUACAGAGGUCAUAUUGCGGAGAUGGGGUGAGAGCAAGAAUUUAACUGUAGAGGAUGUCAAGAUCAAAAUAAAUAACUUACUCAUUGAAUAUGUAUCAAGCGGAGACAAAGUGGAGGCUUGCCGGUGCAUCAAAGAUUUGAAAGUUCCUUUUUUUCACCAUGAUAUAAUCAAGCGAGCGCUGAUACUAGCCAUGGAGAAAAGAGCAGCUGAAGGCCGCUUACUGGAUUUACUGAGAGUAGCCGCUGAUGAAGGGCUUAUCAACUCGAGCCAAAUAUCCAAAGGUUUCAACAGGCUUAUUGAUACCAUUGAUGAUUUGAUACUGGACAUCCCCAAUGCAAGAGAUAUGUUGCAGUCUUUGAUAUCGAAGGCUGCGUCAGAAGGCUGGUUAUCAGUUUCCUCACUUUUGACGGUCUACUCUCCACCAGAAAAACAUGUUGAAGAAAAUACAACCAAACUUUUUAAGCUGAGAGCUACAGCCAUCAUCAAAGAGUACUUCUUAACUGGUGAUAUUCUGGAAGUAAUGAGCAGUUUGAUAUCAGAAAACCUGUCAUCACCCAUGCUAAAUGGUGUUUUCAUUAAGAAGCUAAUAACUCUUGCAAUGGAUAGAAGGAACAGGGAGAAGGAAAUGGCAUCAGUUUUACUAACUUUUCUAUGUUUCCCACCAGAUGAUGUUGUGAAAGGCUUCUUUCUACUGAUUGAGUCUGCAGAAGAUACUGCAUUGGAUAUUCCAGCAGUGGUUGAAGACUUGGCUAUGUUUCUAGCCAGGGCAGUGGUGGAUGAAGUAAUAGCUCCAUCACACCUGGAGGAAAUUGGAAGUCAUUGUGAGGCAUCUGAUUCUAUCGGUAGCAAAGUAAUCCACCUCACACAGUCAUUACUGAGGGCCAAGCUCUCUGCUGAGCGGAUCCUGCGAUGUUGGGGUGGAGGUGGUGGCAGCAAGACAGGAUGGGAGUUAGAUGAUAUUAAGGAAAAGAUUAGCAAGUUAUUGGAAGAGUAUCAUUCAGGCGGUGAACUGAGAGAAGCUUGCCGCUGCAUAAAAGAGCUUGGAAUGCCUUUCUUCCACCAUGAGGUAGUUAAGAAGGCAUUGGUCAUUAUAAUGGAGAGAAGGAAUGAAAGAUUGUGGGGCUUGUUGGAAGAGUGCCAUUCUGUUGGUCUGAUAACAAUGAAUCAGUUCACUAAGGGAUUUGGGAGAGUCGCUGACUGUAUAGAUGAUUUGAGGCUUGAUGUGCCAGAUGUGGAAAAGCAACUUGUGUUCUACAUUGAGAAAGCUAAGGACAAAGGGAUGCUGGAUUGUACUUUUUCCACACCAGGCCUGCGCCAUGUAGUAGCAAAUGGCAUUUACUAAUCAAGUGCAGGUUUUCACUUUUUCUGAAUGUCAACUAACAGCAUCCAAUGCCAUUCCGUUCCUAAGAUGCAAAAGACCUCGGCAUUAUUUAAGGUUGGUCAUAUCUUUACCAUUAUGUUUAUUUUUAUUUUAUGAUUGAAAAGGCAAUACAAAGUGGUAGAAAAUUGCCAUUCUAUUAUUUUCAUAUGUUUUUCUACAGGCCCUGAAGACUUGGUGGCAAUCACAUCAUAUUAUGCUAUAUAUGUCGAUAAGCAGCACCUCGAGGUGCUUAAAGCCACUUGAAGUCCUCAAUAAACUAAAGCAGUCAUGAAGGGACUAACCAAGAAUUCAUCUAAAGAUAUUUUCUGACUACAUCUAUGAUAAGUUAAUGUCCUCCAACCUUAUGACGACAGAAUAAUUCUUUUCUUUCUAGCACCAAAUUAAAUUAAAUUUAGAAUUUGAUCAAGAGGGCAGAGUGCCUUCUUGCUUGUAGCAAUAUGAGUCUAUUGAACCAAGCAUUUGUAUAAAAUUCCUUUCCUGAACUAAGUUGCAGUCAUGCCAAUUUAUUGGAUUCUUUAUGAAGAAUUGAAUCGUGCAAAAGAGCAUGAUUUAUCAUAAAAAAAAUCAGCAGUAAAUUGAGCAUGAUUUCUUCACUGGGGAGUAUUGAAUAGCAUAGACUUGUAAUGAGCUAGCUAUACAAAACC
This is a messenger RNA of Dioscorea cayenensis subsp. rotundata (Guinea yam), 3476 nucleotides long. Its product is annotated as MA3 DOMAIN-CONTAINING TRANSLATION REGULATORY FACTOR 2. The coding region runs from base 661 to 2793 and encodes 710 amino acids. The transcript has 3 exons. Lineage: Eukaryota; Viridiplantae; Streptophyta; Magnoliopsida; Dioscoreales; Dioscoreaceae. The record is from RefSeq and is a predicted model, not a curated record. Gene Ontology annotation, biological process: negative regulation of DNA-templated transcription.